This is a messenger RNA of Talaromyces stipitatus ATCC 10500, 552 nucleotides long. RefSeq lists its product as uncharacterized. Lineage: Eukaryota; Fungi; Ascomycota; Eurotiomycetes; Eurotiales; Trichocomaceae. The record is from RefSeq and is a predicted model, not a curated record. The transcript has 2 exons. The coding region runs from base 1 to 552 and encodes 183 amino acids.
AUGGUUAAAAGGAAAGAAAACUCCGAGAGUAUGAAGUCAAAUGGGACUUCUCAGAAGUGUGGCGUUGAAAUCUCUCAGAUCAAGGUCGAUGACGCAUUUGCAAUUUUGAGUGCAUGCGCUUGUACAUGGGCGAGCGAUCGAUGGAGUACACCAGGCAAAUGUGCUUCAAUUAGGGCUGUCGUUGGAUUCUUGAAGAAGAAGCAAAGCCAACUUUCCAGCCCAAAGCAAAAGCAUUGGGUGGCUUCGCAUCAAAUGGCUGUAUUCAACAUUGUUGCACGGAUGAUACUUGAGCAUCGUUGUUCUGAACUGUUUGACGUCGUCUCGAAUGAUCAGCCUUCCUUCGCUCGAUUUCUUGAGUAUUUGGAUCGCUGGUCGGCUCAAACACAAGUAGAAGACUUUAUUGUAAAGCAGCGAAAGAAUGUGCUUGGAGAGACUGACCGUGGCGCAGUCAAUGCUAAGGCAAAUUAUGCAAAGGCACUCCACCGACAGGGGAAAUUUGCGGACACCAUAGCUCGACAACGGGAAGUCCUGGAAAGAGAAAACUUGACAUGA